Messenger RNA from Heterobasidion irregulare TC 32-1, 979 nucleotides. RefSeq lists its product as uncharacterized. Bases 157 to 510 code for a protein of 117 amino acids. NCBI's taxonomy places the organism in Eukaryota, Fungi, Basidiomycota, Agaricomycetes, Russulales, Bondarzewiaceae. The record is from RefSeq and is a predicted model, not a curated record. The transcript has 2 exons.
ACCCCCUCUGCCGACUCAUCAUCUCAGCGAGCGGCUCCGCCACUCCUUGACGUGAAAUUGGCCGGCAUAUACAACGUAUCGCGCAAUCCUCCUGGCUUUAUCAAUGCUCUGGCGCUUGGACCGCAGGGACGCCGAGGUGUAUGGAUCGAGAGGUCGAUGGAUGUGCCCACUUGGAGGAUCCUCGUGUUUUCUGCUCCUGGGGAGACAGACCUUGCAAAUUUGGGACACCACAGCGCGCGGGUUUCCGUUGCCAAGCCAUUCGAAGACGGGGCAGGCCUCAAUCACAGCGAAACCGACUCAAUGGACGAUCAGUCUGACGAGUCUUCAAGCGAGGACAAUGAACAUGAGGCGCGGAAUGAUUGCUCUCUGCUUGCCCCAUUGAUCGAGGCACAUACGGUGUACGAAUUAACCACCUAUGAUCUACGAGAAGAUCUACUCUCUCUCGGACUUGCUGAAGUCUCGGGUCGGAUAGCACUUGGAACACGAUUUGGACAAAUACGAAUGAUCUGAACGUGAACCGUGUACUUUGCACCACUUUCACUAGAGGAGUUGAGAUAUAUGUUCAUUGUUGUUGUGGAUUUAAGCUUCCAUUCAACAGCCCCGGAACGAAGAAUGACAUUUAUGUAAUCGAGGCAUUAUAGACUGUGCAUAUUUAUCGCGAUCCCAUGGUAUCUUACAAUCCCCCUAGAACCAUGUCUAGCUUCGCCAGUAUUGAGCCAAGUCGUGGAACCGAUCCACGACUUUCGUAAAGUAGGAUGUCUCAUUCAGUAACGUCUCGAACUGCUUGAUUGCCUCCUCUUCUGUCAAGUCGAGCAAAAACUUCUCCUGUAUCUGCUCAUGCACGUUGCGAUGCUUGAUGUCAGGUAUGUUGGCAUCCACCAUGAGGGUUACCAAGUUCAAGAUAAGGUUUGCACUCUUGCGUAGGAUGGUGAACGCCGUGAAGCAAAAGUUCUUGAACCGCGCGUAGUGCAAGGAUUGG